UAUGUCAACCUUUUCAGAACAAGCAUCGUGACUAGUGGCUGUAGAGGUACCGUGUCUUCUUGUUUUUCAACUAAACAGACAGUAUAAAAAUGCCAAACAAAGAGAAAUCAGCGCAAAAAAGUGGUAGUAUCAAAACAAAGUCAAAGAAGAAAACGUUAGAACUUGGGAAUCUUGCCAUCGACAUCGAAAAGCAGAAAGACUUCGAGGAUAAAGUUGCUAACUUGCCCUCUGCUGAGGCUUCAGAAUCUGGUGUUAUAUACAUUGGUCACAUUCCUCAUGGAUUCUACGAAGAUGAAAUGAGAAAGUUCUUUUCACAGUUUGGCACCAUAAAAAGGCUGAGGCUAUCAAGAAGCAAAAAUACUGGUACUUCUAAAGGAUAUGCAUUUGUAGAGUUUGAAUAUGAGGAUGUGGCAAAAAUAGCUGUUGAAGCAAUGAAUAACUACAUGAUGUUUGGAAGACUUAUCAAAUGUGAAAUUGUACCAAAGGAAAGAUUACAUCCUCGUAUCUGGACUGGUGCUAGACGAAAAUUCAGAAAGAUAAACUGGGCUGAAAAAAGUAGAGUAAAGCAUAAUAAGGCAAGGACUCCAGCUUCACGUGCAAAGUUGGUGAAAAAAUUGGUAAGCAAAGAAAGUUCUAAGAGGGAGAAAUUGGAAAAGCUUGGCAUUGAGUAUAAAUUUCCUGGUUAUUCAUCACAGAAUCAUGGACAUAACAAACACACAAAAUUUGAGGAUGAUUAGCCAUAGAAGUCCACAAUUAGACCACAUCCGGAUGACAACAGAAGGUCCUAAUCCACCAAUUUCAGGAUGAACAGUCCUCCAGGGAUUUUUCUCAGCCUAUGUUGAAGUUUUGAACUGAUAUAUUCACCAGUGCUACAAUCUAUACUUUCCAAAAUAGCUUUUUAUUUUUUAAAUGAGUUACAAUAAACCAUAAGUCUCUAUAAA
Molecule: messenger RNA, 941 nt
Organism: Rhopilema esculentum
Lineage: Eukaryota; Metazoa; Cnidaria; Scyphozoa; Rhizostomeae; Rhizostomatidae
Product: MKI67 FHA domain-interacting nucleolar phosphoprotein-like
Molecular function (GO): RNA binding
Source: RefSeq, a predicted model, not a curated record